AAUCAGCCGUUCUCAGCCUUUAGCGGCUAUCCAUGUGGACAGGCACCAUGCCUUGUUGUUCUCCACGCCCAUUGGUUCCCUCUCAUCUACAUGUUUUAAUCAUGUUCUAAUGUACCGCAGGAUAGGGCUACUGCGAAAACCCGGAACAUGGAUUCCGUAUACGUUUCACAAUAUUUCCUCCUUUUAUGCUCUAAUAAGCGACCGGAAACACAUUUAAACAGCGUCUAUCGUGCCAUAAAAAUAUCACCCUGAAGUCUUGAUCAUUUAUAUAUACAUUUCGAUCUCAUUAGAGAGAUUACGUUCGGUAGAUUCCUGAUCCUACCGCUAAGUAUGACAGCGUGAUCUGUCCUAGUUUUUAAUCACUGGUAGUAUUAGGGCGGAGUAUCCCCAGCGAGGGCGGACCUUGAACGGUAUGCCUUUCGACUUGUAUUUUCUAUUACUCCAAUCGCCAUCUUGUUGCCAGUGAAGUAAUGUGUUUCUGAUGAAUUUCGGGAGCGCCCUGGAUGUCUUAUGACUGUCUUUGGAAGCCAGUUGGAUUAUACUGUGAUUUAACCCACCACAUAUAUCUGUAUCGGGGGCUUGCUUGCAUACAUUAUUAACGGGAACGUAUUGUAUCGGUGUUCAAAAUGAGUAUCGAUACUCUAUUGGAAGCGGCCAGGUAUUUGGAGUGGCAAGCCCAGCAACAACAGAUUACACGUGAGGAAGAGGAGCGAGAGAAGGCCCUGCUGUCCCGUGAGGCUGAGCAGAAGCUCUCUACCCCCAUUAUCCAGUCUGUCCAAGUUAACCAUGUGACCUGGGUCGACGACAUGCGGCUCGAGCCACACUGCCACCACCAGCACCACCCUCCGGUCCAGCCCCCUCCCCUCCCACCACCUGUUCCCAUAGCUGUCAUUCCUAUCCCAGUGGUCCCUGCCAACCCCGCGGCCCCUCCCAUUCAGACUGCUUCGUCCCUUCACACAGCCACCUCUAUGCCAGUGGUCACACCCUUGGGCUCAGCCCUGUCCCCACCAGCAGUCCCCCUUCUCAGCCCUAAUGGCAAGGAUGCCCAUUCCCCACCACAGCAGCAGCAACAACAUCAUCACUUGAUCGCACACGUAAAAGCAGAAGCUACCAACUUGCCUCCAUCAAAUAACAGUCCCAAGCAGCAGCCACAACUGCAACAGACGCAGACGCUGCUGCAACCAUAUCCAGCCCCCAUCAUCACAGCCCAGCAUCCACCACAGCAACACACCCUCCUGCCCCAGCCAGCACUAGCCCAAGCUCAGCCUGCACCAGCCCAGGGUCAGGCAGGCCAGCCGCCCAGGCCUAACGGAGCUGUUGUGGAAGAGCCACGCAACCUGGAUGGCAAAAGGAGACCUGGAGGGGCUGGAACUCGAGAAGUUCACAACAAGCUGGAAAAGAACAGACGAGCACAUCUGAAAGAAUGUUUUGAGAUUCUCAAGAAGAAUGUUCCUAAUGUGGAUGAAAAGAAAACGUCCAAUCUGAGUGUCUUAAGGAGUGCUCUCCGCUACAUCCAGACUUUGAAGCGGAAAGAAAAGGAAUACGAGCAUGAGAUGGAGCGCUUGGCGCGGGAGAAGAUCGCCACUCAGCAAAGACUCGCCGAGCUGAAGAAUGAGUUGAGCCAGUGUUUAGACAUCACGGAGAUCGACAGGAUACUCCGACAAACUGUCCAACCGGAAGAUGAUCAGGUCUCCACAUCAACCGCAUCAGAGGGUGAAGACAACUUUGACCAAGACGUAGAUGAUGACAUCCUCUCCUCCCCACCCUCGUCUUCUGCGGCCAAACCAUCUGCACCGACACCAUCAGAGCCCCGCGCUGCCAUACCUCCACCCUCCAUUCUCCCUACACAUAUCUCCAUACAACACAAAUCCACCACACCACCCUCCGCUCCACCCAGUCAACCCCAGCCCACAGCGGUCACCCCUCAAGCCAUCGCCCCUGCACCCCCUUCCCACCUUGUUUCCCCUCCUCAGCCAACAGUCAUCACCCACGCAUCUGUAUCCCAUGCGUCCGUGAUCCAAGCUGUCAACCACGUCAUCCCAGCUGGGCCUAAACAUCUGGCGCACAUUGCGCCCUCUAGUGGAGGUCAGCCUAUUGGACACAUCACCGUGCAUCCCGUGGCCCACAUUUACCCGCAGUCAGUAGCCGUCUCGCAGCCGACGGUGGUGGGGCACAUCACACACACAUUGGCGCAUCACCCGCACACUCACGCCCAAAUUAACGGCACACCAGUUACAGGUCAGCAGGCUACCAUGAUGGGAAAGCCAACGGCCGUGGUCGCCCACCAUCACCCCGGGCUGAUGGGCCAGACGGUGCUCAAUCCGGUGACUAUGGUAACUGUUCCUCCGUUUCCCGUCAGCACACUAAAGCUGGCCUGAGAGAAAAGAGAGGCUGCACAAAAAGACUUCCUUGAAAGGAGGUCUCACAAAGUGAGAGCAAGAGAGACUAAAGAUGAAGAGCUAAUUUCUAAAAGGACGACUAGGUCUCGUUCAGAAAUUCACUACUGUCGCUCCAACAGGCCAGGACCUCACCUGGAUCGGAGCGUAUCCUCUUUGGCUUGUAGAAGGGGCUUGCGUGCCUUUUGCGUGUCUAGCGCUGGAAAGAAAUUCAUGUAAUGCAUUUUUGCUUAACUAAAUUUGAAGACAUUGGUCAGUCUUUAGUAAUGUGAGAGUGGAGUGCUAAAACAAAUCAAUUUUUUCCAUCGUAUCCUUUUUCAGUAUGCAGAUUAUCUAGCUUUACAUUCAUUCACCAAAAAAACUCCAUGAGUCAAAAAUGAGUGCUUAAAGCUCAGUACUGAAAGCAUGCAGGAAAAAAAGUGUGUACUUUGUAACUUAUCUUUAUGGGCAUUUAAAACUCUUCAAACGGGGCUUUUGACUAAAAAACUGGUACAUUCAGACUUCAGACAGAUCAGGUUACUCGAAGUGUCUUUAUACUUGCGAGGAAAUAUAAGUGCCUAAGCCCCAAUUCAAGGCCAGUGGCGCCACCUGCUGCUUACGCAAUGCAACAACAUUGUUUUAUAUGAAGCGUAAGAGUAUAUUAGACAGACAUGACUUGACCUGGAGUCAGACAUCUGUUGGCAAUCAAGAAACUCAAAGUCUUAAAAGUGUCGAGGUGAAUGGGUUGUAAGGAAACUUACAAGUAAUGUACAAUUAAACAUCUAAGAAAGACAUGAAUUUGAAAGUAACGUUCCAUUAAAUCAUUCAUAACAUACAGCAAGUGCUAAGACAUUUAACGUAACAAUCCUUAGUAGUACUUGAUUAACGUUUCAAAUGAUUAAAAUCGUUACGUAUGGCGUCGCGGUGUCGGGCAUUUCCCUUUCUUCAAAUCAGCAGUUAACAAUGUUCCCGUGCUGGUAGCGACACUUUAAAAACUGUCGAAUGAAGUCUUUGAAAAGAUGUUAACGUAAAUCGAACUUUUUCGUCACGCGCACGUUGAUGGCGUGUCUAAACCAUCUAAACGCGCGCGCCCUUGUCCAGUGUAGAUCGGUGCUGUUGUGUCCAUUUUACGUUCACUGCCGCUAAGUCAUUUUUCAUUAUUGUGUGAUUGUGUAAAUUUGUCAUGAGGUAGGCACUUGUUUAUAAGUAUUUUAGGAGGUUAAAACAGGCUGUUUUGUUGACAACAGGACAAAAAGCCUUUUUGCCAAUAGCAGUGGUGCUUUCAAAGUCGGACUGUCAUUCUCAAUGCACUCGCUUGAUUGAACCUGCACAAAGUCAGACAUCUGACCGUAAGGUUUGCUGUCGAUGGUUAGGUACACCACGUUUUAUAACCAGGGUUAUU
Carassius carassius (crucian carp) is the source of this 3777-nucleotide messenger RNA. Its product is annotated as max-binding protein MNT-like. Gene Ontology annotation, molecular function: protein dimerization activity; DNA-binding transcription factor activity, RNA polymerase II-specific; RNA polymerase II cis-regulatory region sequence-specific DNA binding. The record is from RefSeq and is a predicted model, not a curated record. The transcript is spliced from 6 exons. Lineage: Eukaryota; Metazoa; Chordata; Actinopteri; Cypriniformes; Cyprinidae. Gene Ontology annotation, biological process: regulation of transcription by RNA polymerase II. Bases 627 to 2378 code for a protein of 583 amino acids.